UCAACCGGUAUUUAGCGUAACGAGUUCCGACGAGCAACUCGCCGGAAAACAACCAUUAGGUUAAGCAGAGAAGAAGAGAAGGUUCUAGAAGGAUAAUAACGAUGAGUCGUAGCUUGGGGAUUCCGGUGAAGCUUCUACACGAAGCAACAGGGCACAUAGUAACCGUUGAAAUGAAGAGCGGUGAGCUUUACAGAGGAAGUAUGGUUGAGUGCGAGGAUAACUGGAAUUGUCAGCUCGAAAGCAUCACUUACACUGCCAAAGAUGGAAGGGUGUCACAACUGGAACACGUUUUUAUUCGAGGCAGCAAAGUCAGGUUCAUGAUAAUUCCUGAUAUGCUUAAGAAUGCUCCCAUGUUCAAGCGGCUAGAAUCCAGAAUCAAGGGGAAAGGUUCAUCACUCGGUGUUGGACGGGGACGUGCUAUGGCCAUGCGAGCUAAGGCUCAGGCUGCAGGUCGUGGAGCAGCACCUGGUCGAGGUGUUGUGCCUCCUGUGAGAAGAUGAUCUCCCUGCAUCGGUUGGUCUCUGGUUUUUGAGUUCGUAAAUUCAUUGUAAUGGUGCAUUAGAAGCUUUGUAUCUCUGAUUUUUUUCUUAUAAUUGGCUCUUUAUUUCAGUUAUGACUAGAUAUAAGCAAGUGAUUUUCGGGAUACAACAUACAAGGAUGUUUACCGGUCUUUCUUGCAAUGUUGUAUUUCAUUGGGACAAUGUCUAGCUUAGAUAUGUUCUUUAUUUUUGAUAACUGUAGUGUCGAGGCCAACUUACACGCACCUCGAUUAAUUUCACAGAAUAUUUGGCACCUCCACCAGCAACAUGUACUAGGUAAUGUUCACCAAGACUAGAAUAGAUGGGAAGAAACCAUCUAGCCCGGAUAUGGUUAUUCUUAGAGAUACUAAAGGAAAUGGUCUGUUUAGGAAGGCAGCUUCUUGUGGUUAUUUCUUAUGCAAUCGAUGUUGGUAUCCAUGGAAUUUCAUUGAAUUUCACUAGAAUGUUGUAGUAUUCCUUUUGUUAGGAAUACUACAUGAUUU
Molecule: messenger RNA, 1021 nt
Organism: Solanum pennellii
Lineage: Eukaryota; Viridiplantae; Streptophyta; Magnoliopsida; Solanales; Solanaceae
Product: small nuclear ribonucleoprotein SmD3b-like
Exons: 5
Coding region: 102-500 (132 amino acids)
Biological process (GO): spliceosomal snRNP assembly; RNA processing
Cellular component (GO): U12-type spliceosomal complex; pICln-Sm protein complex; spliceosomal tri-snRNP complex
Molecular function (GO): RNA binding
Source: RefSeq, a predicted model, not a curated record